Messenger RNA from Cottoperca gobio, 12156 nucleotides. It is a transcript of the gene unc80, whose product is annotated as unc-80 homolog (C. elegans). Gene Ontology annotation, molecular function: monoatomic cation channel activity. The record is from RefSeq and is a predicted model, not a curated record. Lineage: Eukaryota; Metazoa; Chordata; Actinopteri; Perciformes; Bovichtidae. Gene Ontology annotation, biological process: monoatomic cation homeostasis. Gene Ontology annotation, cellular component: cation channel complex; axon.
AAUCAGAGCGCUCUCCUUCUCCCCCACCCACCCACCAUCCUCAGCUCUCUCUUAUCGGUCUCUCUCCCUAUUGCUGCCGAUCGACCGACACUUGCAGCCAUUUUACGCAGGACGAACCCAAUCAUGUCGUGAGGGAAGCUCGCUGGUCACCUGGGCAGAGCCAGCAGCCGCCGCGCGUCCCGGUGGUUGCACACAGGCGGGCGGGCAGGCAGGUCCGGCCAAAAUGGUGAAGAGGAAAAGCCUGGACGACAACGAGCCGGAGUGCGGGAAAGGAAUACCAUUCCCCAUUCAGACCUUCCUAUGGAGGCAAACGAGUGCGUUUCUUCGUCCAAAGUUGGGGAAACAGUAUGAAGCAUCUUGUGUGUCCUUUGAGCGGGUGCUGGUGGAGAAUAAGCUUCACGGGCUGUCGCCGGCCCUGUCAGAGGCCAUCCAGAGCAUCUCUCGUUGGGAGCUCGUCCAGGCAGCCCUGCCUCAUGUUCUCCACUGCACCUCCAUCCUGCUGUCUAACAGGAACAGGCUGGGCCACCAGGACAAGCUGGGCGUGGCCGAGACCAAGCUGCUCCACACGCUGCACUGGAUGCUGCUGGAUGCUGCCCAGGAAUGCAACCACGAGCCCAGCUUGGGCCACGGCUGGUCUGGGGGCAGCAGCAGCAGCGCCUUUCUUCAGCCGGUGGGCAACCAGGGAUCAUCCCCUGGGGCUCCCGGCUCAUGUUCCGGCUCUGCCCUAGGGGGGUCAGGGCCCCAGCACAGCGGCUCCCUGCUGGAGGAGGACGAGCAUGCUCGUACCAAGCUCUUCCACAAGAGCAUGGCCACAGUGGAGCUGUUUGUGUUCCUGUUUGCUCCGCUCAUUCAUCGCAUAAAGGAGUCGGACCUCACCUUCCGAUUGGCCAGCGGUUUGGUAAUAUGGCAACCAAUGUGGGAGCACCGCCAGCCGGACAUCUCUGCCUUUACUGCACUCAUCAAACCGGUCAGAAACAUUGUGACAGCAAAGAGGAACUCCCCUGUCAACAACCAGUGCAGCCCCUGUGGAUCCGGCAACCCGGGUCCCAUGGGCUUCCAGGUGGUUUGCGAGGCCGCCCAAUCAGAUUCCUCCUCCCCCGCUGCUGGCGAGCGGAGCUGUCGUCGUGGUAACUCAGUCGAGAAAGGUGGCCCCUCCCAACAACCCCCACCAAUGAAAGGCCCUUCCAAGAAAAAGACAUCAGCGCCUGCCGGCCUGCCAACCUCUCUGGCCCAACGAGCGCGUUAUGCCACUUACUUUGACGUGGCAGUGCUGCGCUGCCUGCUGCAGCCACACUGGACAGAGGAGGGCGUGCACUGGGCCCUGAUGUACUACCUGCAGCGCCUCAGGCAGAUCCUGGAGGAGAGACCUGAACGCACCCCGGAACCUUUAGUGACGCCUCUGCCGCGCCCACGCAGCAGCUCCAUGGUGGCUGCCACACCUUCACUGGUUAACACCCACAAAACUCAGGAUAUGAGUCUAAAAUGCAAUGAAGAGGGGAAAUCUCUCAGCAGCGAGACGUUUACAAAGGUUUCUCUGACCAGCCUCCGUCGACAGGCCGUCCCGGACAUCUCCUCCGACCUGGGCAUGAACAUUUUCAAGAAGUUUAAGAACCGGCGUGAGGACCGUGAGAGAAAGGGCUCCAUCCCCUUCCAUCACACGGGGAAGAAGCGUCAGCGCCGCAUGGGGGUUCCUUUCCUGCUCCACGAGGAUCACCUGGACGUCUCCCCGACCCGCAGCACCUUCUCCUUCGGAAGCUUCUCGGGCCUGGGUGACGAUCGUCGGGCUGUGGACCGCGGGGGCUGGCAGGCCACCAUCAUGGGCAAAUUCACACGAAGGGGCAGCACGGACACAGCUGCAGACGCCGACAGCCUGAGUGCCAAACAUUCUCAUUCCCACCACUCUCUGCUCAGAGACAUGCCCGACCACUCCAACAGCCACAGCGAUAACACCGUCAAAGAGGUUCGAUCUCAGAUCUCCACCAUUACUAUGGCGGCGUUCAACACCACAGUGGCGUCCUUCAACGUUGGCUACGCCGACUUCUUCACCGAGCACAUGAAGAAACUCUGUAACCCCGUCACUGUCCCCGAGAUCCCCGUGGAGCCUCUGGCCUGCGCCAACCUGCCGCGCAGCUUCACCGACUCCUGCAUCAACUACUCCUGUCUGGAGGAAGGGGAGAACAUCGAGGGGACCAAUAACUUUGUGCUGAAGAACGGCAUGCUGGAUCUCACUGCCGUCUUGCGGGCUCUCUAUGCCGUCCUCAGCCACGACAUCAGUUCCAGGAUCUGCGACGUCGCCCUCAACAUCAUCGACUGCCUGCUGCAGCUGGGCGUGGUGCCCGGCAUGGGCAAGAAACUGUCCAAGCCCGACAACAAGGAGAACCAGGAGGCGCGAGCCAAAGACGCGUCCGGGCAGGGCCUCGGAGGAGGAGCCCAGGGAGGCGGGGCCGCCCCGGGUGGAGGGGGAGAUGGAGGUGGAGGUGGAGGUGGAGGUGGAGGAGGAGGAAGUGGUGGAGGGAGCGGGCAGGGGAGCAAGGAUGAUGUGAAGAAUAACAAGGAUAAUGAUAAAAAGGAGGGCUCCGGCUUCAGCACCCACCGCCUGGCUCUGACCAUGCUGAUAAAGAUAGUCAAGUCGCUGGGCUGUGCCUACGGCUGUGGCGAGGGACAUCGCGGACUGUCUGGAGAUCGCCUCAGGAUGCAGGCCCAGAACUGCCUGACCAGCCUUUAUAAGCUGGACAAGGUGCAGUUUCGACAGACAAUGCGCGAGUAUGUCAACAAAGACUCUCUCAAUAACAUUGUGGACUUCCUGCAUGCACUGCUGGGCUUCUGCAUGGAGCCCAUUACUGACAACAAGGCAGGCUUCGGGAACAACUUCACCACGGGGGACAACAAGUCCGUGGCCCAGAACAUGGAAGCGGUGGUGGUGGGCUGCAUGUUCAAGUCCCUCAUCACCCGCUGCGCCUCGACCACACACGAGCUGCACAGCCCAGAGAACCUGGGUCUGUACUGUGACAUCCGGCAGCUGGUGCAGUUCAUUAAGGAGGCCCAUGGGAAUGUGUUCCGCAGGGUGGCACUGAGCGCGCUCCUGGACAGCGCCGAGAAGGUCGCCACCACCAAGAAACCUGAGGAGAAAGAAGAGACCAAGCAGCCCGGACCCAGGAGGUCAGAGGCCGGUGUGUCAGGGGAGAAGGGUCAGGUGUCCAGUGCUGCAGAUGAGUGUCGCAGCUACAUCUCCAGUAGACCCCCCCAGACACCCGAACAUGAAGAACAGAUCCCGGGUGCUCUGCUGGGCAGGAAGGACUUUUGGAGGAAGAUGUUCAAGUCGCAGAGUGCCGCCAGUGACACCAGCAGCCAGUCGGAGCAGGACACCUCCGAGUGCACCACCGCCCACUCUGGCACCACCACCGACCGGCGCUCGCGUUCGAGAUCCCGUCGCAUUUCACUUCGCAAGAAGCUGAAGCUGCCGAUAGGCAACUGGCUGAAGCGUUCCUCUCUCUCUGGACUGACUGACGGUGUCGAGGACCUGCUGGACAUCAGCUCAGUGGAUCGACUCUCCUUCAUACGUCAGAGUUCAAAGGUGAAGUUCACCAGUGCGGUGAAGUUGUCCGAAGGCGGCGCGGUGGGACCGGAGUUCGCGAGGGACGAGGAGGAGAAUUUCUUCAAGCGGCUCGGACCCCACGGCUUUCAAGAGCGUCUCGCGGCCAGUCAGGAGGCCAUGAAGAACAAGAAUGUGGUGAAUUUGGGCGCCAUUCGACAAGGCAUGAAACGCUUCCAGUUCCUGCUGAACUGCUGCGAGCCGGGAACCAUACCGGACGCGUCCAUCCUCGCCGCCGCUCUGGACUUGGAAGCUCCGGUCGUGGCGCGGGCCUCCCUCUUUCUCGAAUGUGCCCGAUUUGUCCACCGCUGUAACCGCGGCAACUGGCCCGAGUGGAUGAAGGGCCACCACGUAAACAUCACCAAGAGGGGCCUGUCCAGGGGCCGGUCGCCUAUUGUGGGCAACAAGAGGAACCAGAAACUCCAGUGGAACGCUGCCAAACAUUUCUGCCAGUGGGGAGACGCAAUCGGCACAAGGCUCAGUGAACUGUGCCACUCUGACAGCGAGAGCCCUGCAAACAUCCUGGGUUACAUUUUUGAUGAAGAGACCAAACGGAGAAUGAGAAAGGAAGACGAGGAGGAGGACUACCUGGACGACAACACAGUCAAUCCUACGAAAUGUGGCUGCCCCUUUGCUCUAAAGAUGGCCGCCUGCCAGCUGUUGUUGGAAAUCACCACUUUUCUGCGAGAGACCUUUCCCUGUUUACCACGCCCACGCAUUGAACCUCUCGUGGAUCUGGACAGCUGCCGCCUGCGCCUGGACCCCGACCUCGGCCGCCAGCGCUACGAGAGGAAGAUCAGCUUUGCUGGCAUCCUUGAUGACGAGGAUGGACACGAUUCGCUCAACAGCAGCAGCCAUACGCUGAAGUCUGACACCACCUGCGAUGAUAAGAAGCCCCAGGAAGUUCAAGCACCCAUCCGCAAGAUUCGCAUCGGAGGCUCCCGGCUGCUUCAGAUCAAAGGCGCUCGCAGUUUCCGCGUAAAGAAAGGUGGCUCGCUGUCGUCCAUACGCCGGGCCGGGAGCCUCAAGAGCACCAAGAUGCCCCGGCAGGACUCUGAGUCAGAGAACGAUGACGGGCUGCUGUCACAAACACACAGCAGGGACACUGUUACUGACAUAGGGAGUCCCUUUAGCACCAGUGAACCCAGCAUAGAACCAGAGGGCCAGGGCUCAGGAGGAGCAGAGGACAACUACCACCGCAACAUGUCCUGGCUCCAUAUUAUGAUCCUGCUGUGCAACCAGCAGAGCUUCAUCUGUACCCACAUAGACUUCUGCCACCCCCGCUGCUACCAGCACCACAGCCGCUCCUGUGCCCGUCUGGUCCGCGCCAUCAAGCUCGUGUACGGCGAGACGGUGGACAGCCUGAGGGAGGACAGCGCCUCCUCCGGUAACAUCGGGGCGCGUGCCAAGAAGAGUAAAGAGUGUUCGGACAAGUCUUGCCUGAGGACCCCGUCCAUGAAGAGACGACCCAACGACUCCAACACGGAAGGGAAGAAGGACACCGGCAUGCUCAAGUACAUCCGCAACCAGGUGAAGUGAUGAGCCUGUCAGCCCGCCCCUCUCUCACUGCUGAUCAAGGCCGCUCCCAUCCUGACGGACGACAUGUAUGGAGACAUCCAGCCCGCAGCCUGGGAACUGUUGCUCAGUGUGGACGAACAUAUGGCAGCGGCUGCUGCUGCCAUGUUCCUUCUGUGCGCGGUAAAGGUCCCCGACGCGGUGACGGAAAUGAUGAUGGCGGAGUUCCAGCACCAGGAGGCCUGCCAGCGCAUCAACUCCAUCCUGAAGUUUUACACGCUGUGGCGUUUCCGCUACCAGGUGUGGCCUCGCAUGGAGGAGGGGGCGCAGCAGAUCUUUAAGAUCCCUCCCCCCAGCAUCAACUUCACUCUGCCAUCUCCUAUACUGGGCAUGCCCUGUGUCCCCAUAUUCGACCCCCCCUGGGUGCCGCAGAACACAGGCAGCGUCCAGGACCCGAUCAAUGAAGACCAGUCUAAAUCCUUCUCAGCGCGGGCGGUGUCGCGUUCCCACCAGCGGGCCGAGCACAUCCUGAAGAACCUGCAGCAGGAGGAGGAGAAGCGGCGUCUGGGCCGCGAGGCCAGCAUCAUCACGGCCAUCCCCGUGGCUCAGGAGGCCUGCUACGAGCCCACGUGCAGCCCCCCGCCCGAGCAGGAGGAAGAAGCAGAAGAAGUGGUGAACCUGGCAUCACGCCGCCUGUCCGUCAGCCCGUCCUGCGCCUCCAGCAACUCGCACAGGAACUACUCCUUCCGUCGGGGCUCUGUGUGGUCGGUCCGCUCCGUGGCCAGUGCUGAAGAUGAAGAGAACACAACAGAACACACUCCGACCCACCACAUGCUACAGCCGCCCCAAGCCGUCUUCCCAGCAUGCAUUUGCGCCGCAGUCCUACCCAUAGUGCACCUCAUGGAGGACGGGGAGGUCCGAGAGGAUGGAGUGGCCGUGAGUGCUGUCGCCCAACAAAUCCUCUGGAACUGCCUGAUUGAAGAUCCGGCCCUGGUUCUCCGCCACUUCCUGGAGAAACUAACAGUGAGCAACCGACAGGAUGAGCUGAUGUACAUGCUCAGGAAGCUCCUGCUCAACAUCGGAGAUCUGCCGGCCCAGACCUCUCACAUCCUCUUCAACUACCUGGUGGGGCUGAUAAUGUACUUUGUGCGGACUCCGUGUGAGUGGGGAAUGGACGCCAUCUCGGCCACGUUGACCUUCCUGUGGGAGGUCGUCGGCUACGUGGAGGGGCUCUUCUUCAAGGACCUCAAGCAGACCAUGAAGAAGGAGCAGUGUGAGGUCAAACUGCUGGUCACCGCGUCCAUGCCAGGAACCAAAACACUGGUGGUACACGGGCAGAACGAGUGUGACAUCCCAACACAGCUCCCGGUCCAUGAAGACACUCAGUUUGAAGCUCUGCUCAAGGAGUGCCUUGAAUUCUUCAACAUUCCAGAGGCCAGAUCGGCACACUACUUCCUCAUGGACAAACGAUGGAACCUCAUCCAUUACAGCAAGACAUAUGUGAGAGACAUCUACCCCUUCCGGAGAUCAGUCUCUCCCCAGCUCAACCUGGUCCACAUGCUGCCUGAGAAAGGACAGGAGCUUAUCCAGAAACAGGUGUUUUCCCGUAAGCUAGAGGAAGUUGGUCGAGUCCUCUUCCUCAUCUCCCUCACACAACACAUGCCGGCUGUGCACAAGCAGUCGCACGUCUCCCUGCUGCAGGAAGACCUCCUCCGCCUGCCGUCCUUCCCACGCACCGCCAUCGAUGCAGAAUUCUCGCUGGUCAACGAGCCACAAGGUAAGGAGCUGUUUGGAUUGGACACCCUCCACAAGGUGCUGUGGAUCAAGCUGCUGGAGGAGAUGUUUCUGGGCAUGCCCAGUGAGUACCCGUGGGGCGACGAGAUGAUGCUGUUCCUCAACGUCUUCAACGGGGCUCUGCUGCUGCACCCGGAGGACAGCGCCCUCCUCAGGCAGUACACCGCCACUGCCAUCAACACCGCCGUCCACUUCAACCAUCUCUUCUCCCUCAGCGGCUACCAGUGGAUCCUGCCAACCAUGCUGCAGGCCUAUGCUGACUACGAGAGCGACCCUUUACUGAGGCAAGGCAUCGAGUUCUGCUGCCAGCAGUUCUACAUCCUCCACCGCAAACCCUUCAUCCUGCAGCUGUUUGCCAGUGUGGCGCCGCUGCUGGAAUUCACAACCAGCACCAGUACGGGUCUGUCGAAAGGCGUGUCAGCUCAGUGUCUGUUUGACCUGCUGGUCUCUCUGGAGGGUGAGACCAAGGACGCCCUGGAUGCUCUGGAGCUGGUUAAGGCUGAGAAACCUCUACGCUCUCUCGAUUUCUGCUACGGUAAUGAGGACUUGGCCUUUUCCAUCAGCGAGGCCAUCAAGCUGUGCGUCACCGUGGUUGCCUACGCCCCUGAAUCCUUCCGGAGUCUCCAGAUGCUGAUGGUGCUGGAGGCCCUGGUCCCCUGCCACCUCCAGAAGCUGAAGAGCAACACGGUUACAAUGGAGUCGGUCUCGGCUGCCAGGGAUGAGAUCGCCGCCAUCGCUGCUCUGGCCACAUCCCUGCAGGCCCUCCUCUACAGCUCAGAGACCCUCACAAGGCCCAUGACGGCGCCCCAGCUGUCCCGCUGUGAUCAGGGCCAUAAGGGAGGCACCGCAGCUAACCACGCCAUGUCAGGAGGGGUCAACACCAGGGACAACCUCCACCUGUUGGAGGAGGGCCAGGGCAUGCCGAGGGAGGAGCUGGACGAGCGCAUCGCCAGGGAGGAGUUCCGCCGGCCCCGGGAGUCCCUAUUAAACAUCUGCACCGAGUUUUACAAGCACUGCGGGCCACGACUCAAGAUCCUGCAGAACGUCGCCGGCGAGCCGCGAGUCACAGCGCUGGAGCUGCUGGACAUCAAGUCCCACAUGAGGCUGGCGGAGAUCGCCCACGCGCUCCUGAAGCUGGCGCCCUACGACACCCUGACCAUGGAGAGCCGAGGGCUGCGGCGCUACAUCAUGGAGAUGCUGCCCAUCACCGACUGGUCGUCGGAGGCCGUCCGCCCCGCCCUCAUCCUCAUCCUCAAGAGGCUGGACCGCAUGUUCAACAAGAUCCACAAGAUGCCUACGCUCAGGAGACAGGUGGAGUGGGAGGCUGCCAGCAACCUGAUCGAGGGGAUCUGCCUGACCCUGCAGCGACAGCCAAUCAUCUCCUUCCUCCCGCACCUUCGCUCGCUGAUCAACGUCUGCGUCAACCUGGUGAUGGGUGUGGUUGGUCCCUCCAGCGUGGCAGACGGGCUUCCUCUUCUCCACCUCAGCCCCUACCUCUCCCCUCCGCUGCCCUUCAGCACCGCAGUGGUGCGACUGGUUGCUCUGCAGAUCCAGGCCUUGAAGGAGGACUUUCCUCUCAGCCACGUGAUCUCACCUUUCACCAAUCAGGAGAGGCGAGAGGGGAUGCUGCUCAACCUGCUCAUCCCCUUUGUGCUCACUGUGGGCUCUGGAAGCAAAGAUAGCCCCCACCUGGAGCCGCCUGAGAUCUUCCUGCUCCUCCAGACGGUCAUCAAUAUCCUCCUGCCCCCCCGCAUCAUCUCCACCUCCCGCACCAAGAACUUCAUGCUGGACGCUUCCCCGGCUCACUGCUCCACCCCGGGCGACACGGGGAAGGAUCUGCGCAGAGAGGGACUAGCAGAGUCCACCAGCCAGGCUGCAUAUCUGGCUCUGAAGGUGGUGUUGGUUUGCUUUGAGCGCUCGCUGGGAAACCAGUGGUACCGGCUCAGCCUGCAGGUGAAAGAGAUGGCUCUGAGAAAGGUGGGCGGCUUGGCCUUCUGGGACUUCAUCGACUUCAUUGUACGAACCCGAAUCCCCAUCUUUGUCCUGCUGAGACCCUUCAUCCAGUGCAAGUUGUUGACGCAGCCUGCUGACUCCCAGGAGGAGAUAACGGCGCGUCACCACAUCGCUGACCAGCUGGAGCGCCGAUUCAUCCCGCGACCUCUCUGCAAGAGCUCCCUCUUUGCAGAGUUCAACAAUGAACUCAAGAUCCUCAAGGAGGCUGUGCACAGCGGCUCCGCUUACCAGGGCAAGACGUCCAUCAGCACAGUGGGCACCUCUACGUCAGCAUAUCGCCUCAGUUUGGCCACAAUGUCGCGCUCUAACACGGGCACCGGCACAGUUUGGGAGCAGGACAGCCAACCGUCACGCCAACCCUCCCAAGACACACUCAGCCGCACGGACGAGGACGAUGAAGAGAAUGACUCCAUCAGCAUCCCCAGUGUGGUGAGCGAGCACGAAGCCUUCUUGCCGAGGGUGAUAACGCAGCGUCGUUUCUCGAGCCACGCCACCGGCUCAGCGGCCUCGCAGCCCGAGGUGCCCCGCACCACCCUGCUGCCCAGCCACAGUGAACCCAAUGUGCUAGAUGAGUCCCAGGGCCUUCUGCAGGAGGGUAACCUCUCUAGGGUCGCCAGUGUGCAGAGUGAGCCGGGCCAGCAGAACCUUCUGCUGCAGCCUCCGUUGGGAAGAAAGAGAGGCCUCAGACAGCUGCGGCGCCCCCUGCUGUCCAUUCCAAAGAAUGAACCACGCAGUCGAACCGGAGCGAGACUUUCCACAACCCGCAGGAGCAUCCAGCCCAAGAACAAACCACUGGCGCAUGGAGACCAAAAGAGGUCAGUGACCUUUACAGAGAACCAAGGCCAGCAGGGGGGCAACAAGCCCCCGACUCCCAGCACUACGGAGCCUCCAGCUGAGGGCAGGAAGGCCAGUCCUGCCCUCACAAAGUCCCCGACACUGGAAGUGCCAUCUGUCUCCUCAGCCAUGGCGACCGCCGACCUGCACGGCCCUGCGAGCACACAGUAUUCUCCUCAGGUCCUUCCCGCCAUAAGCAGCAAGGAGAAAAGAGAGCAGUGGGGCCUCCGCAGCAGCCUCUCCCCUCCCCCCUCCUUCUCCCGUCCCUCCACCCCGACGCCUCCAUCCCGAACCUGCUCCCCGCUUUCCCUCUCCCGAACCUGCUCCCCUCUCCCCUUGUCCCGCACCUCCUCUCCUCUCCCUCCACCGCGCCCGGUGCUGGGCUCGGCGCCGGCACCGGGCCCCCCGCCGCCUCCACCGCUGCCGCCGGCCCCUCUCCUACCUCCGCCACCGCCGGGGCCGCCCAGGAUCCGACAAAGCCCCGGGGACGACGACACGACCUUCCUCCUGCCGCGCAGCGACACCCUGCUGCAUCUCAGCGAGGACGGCGGCACCGAGAACCCGCUCCUCACCCCGCUGCUGUCCCCUCCCUCGCGCCGCCGCUCACCCCGCCGGCUGCCCCUGCCCCUCUCCCCCGUCGACCUGGACCUGGAUGAGUCCCACGUUUGACAGAGGGUCACGGCUGGAGUGUAUUUUUCUAUCUGCCGCCAAAUGCCAUAAAAGUACGUGCAGGGUACGGAUAACAGGGAGGCUGAGCUGCAUACGAUUCAAAACCAGAACAUUUCCAUUUUAUUGACUGACAAUCUCAAAAGUACUUGGUAAGAAAAGGAAGAACCCCCCCCCCUGCCUCAAGUGUGUCGAUUUCUAUUCCGUCUGAAGCCCGUCCUGUUCUCCCCGCAGCUAAACAAUACUUCUCCCCCCUUCCCUCCUCUCUCUGUAGGUCUCUUAUUGUAUAUUUUAAAUGUUGGAUAUCAACAUGAGAGUCAUUACUGUACUGCGUGUGUUCUGUUGGCGACGCACCCUGAGGGGCGAAUGUAUAUUUUAGCAGCAAUCUACCUUAUUAUCACUCCUUCAUUACAGAACUCAUGCUGGGGGCUUAGGUCUGUUCUACCCCGAGAUUAAAGAUUUAUUUUUCAUUUUAUUUUACAUGAAUACUCAAUUAUAAAAUAUUUAAAGAUUGAUAUUUAACUAAAUAUGCUUCUUAUACUGUAGAUUUGAUUUUCUAUAUUGCUGAGAUCUAUAUAAAUUGAAGUUUUAUUCUAUGAAGCAGGUGAUAUACAGUAAAUAUAUAAUACAGUAUAUGUAUUUUAAAGAUUUUAUGUGGAGGAAAUAAGUGAUGUUUUUCCUGGAAAAGUAUUAAGAUUAUAAUCAUAAUGUCAAAUAUAUAUAUCCCAUUUAACUGUGUUUCCACAGUGUGUGUUGUGCUGCUCAGUGUCUCAGCAGAAUAUAUGAUUUGUAAGUUUACAAUAUGACUCCUGGGGGGGGAAAAGACUCGUUGCUUGUUGCCGUGCUGGUUAUGUUUAGUUGUCUGUGAUGUUGCGAGACUCAUUCUGUUACCUCGCAGCUCAUUCCAUGCCUUAACAGAGAAGCACGUCCGUCUGUUGUCUAAAAAAGAGUUUAUUGUGUCUGCUGAAAACCUCAUACCUCCUCAAAAUGUCCACUUUUAAGGAGAUCAUAUAGUUGCGUAACUGUGGCCAAGUAGUGAGAAGAUAUCCUAUUUAUUUUAAACACAUUUCUAUAUGUAAAUCAUGCUGAUUUUGCCCCUUUUCAUCAAUAACCAGAUGCUGUAAAUCACAUAAUACAGGAUGAAUAUGUGCCAUAAUUCACACCAACGCACUGUGAGUGUUUAGUCAUCGGCUGCUUCUCUCUGCUGUAUUUAACAUUCUUUCUUUUGACUGUGUCACUUUGUGAAAAUAUUGUCGUCAUUUGGGUACAUGGAUUGUGUACUGUUUACUUAUGCAGUGGGAAUAGAGAGGAAACGAUGCAGCCUCUAUGGGAGUCUUAAUGCAGUUAAUUCAACAAAUGUGUCCUUAAUAAAAGCACACAUUACUCGUUUCCACCUAAUUUAAGACAGAAAUGUUUCUGUUAUGCAUUCUUGUCCUGUCUUCUGUAUUUGUCAACCUAAAUACAUUUUUGCACGGUGCAAAAACACGUCUACACAUCCACGCUUUUCAAGUCUUUAAAGAAGUACAAAGAAGCAUCAGUGUUGAUUCUGAGUUCCCCUUAAAAUGUCACGUGUCUGUCAAAUGAUGUCUUCUUUGUGCAAAGUGAGAAUAAAGCUACAGUAUACCAGAAUAUUUCUGGAAUAUCUAAAUAAAUGGAAAUGGUUUAUAAUGUUUUUCAGCUGUCUGUCCAUAUCUAACUGUGGAGAAGUCGGUGAGUCUAAAUAAACAUUACAAAUGUGCUGA